Molecule: messenger RNA, 5655 nt
Organism: Artibeus jamaicensis (Jamaican fruit-eating bat)
Lineage: Eukaryota; Metazoa; Chordata; Mammalia; Chiroptera; Phyllostomidae
Gene: RIGI
Product: RNA sensor RIG-I
Exons: 19
Coding region: 103-2925 (940 amino acids)
Cellular component (GO): cytoplasm
Molecular function (GO): double-stranded RNA binding; zinc ion binding; single-stranded RNA binding
Source: RefSeq, a predicted model, not a curated record
AAACAAAAAAUAAUAAGAUUUCCUCGUCCACUCCGCCUCCCUCCGCCUCGCCGCCGGCUUUGAAAGGAGCGGCGCCCAGGCGCAGGGAGCCCAGCCGGGACUAUGACGGCCGAGGAGCGGCGGAAUCUGCACGCCUUCGGGGGCUAUGUCACCAAGAUUCUGGACCCGACCUACAUCCUGAGCUACAUGGCGCCCUGGUUUAAGGAGGAUGAGAUGCAGUAUAUUCAGGCGGAGAAAAACAACAAGGGUGUGAUGGAGGCUGCCUCGCUUUUCCUCAAAUUCCUGCUGGAGCUGCAGGAGGAAGGCUGGUUCCGGGCCUUUCUGGAUGCUCUUCACCACGCAGGUUAUUCUGGACUUUAUGAAGCUUUUGAAAGUUGGAAUUUUGAAAAAAUUGAAAAGUUGGAGGAAUAUAGAUCGUUAUUAAGGCGUUUGCAACCAGAAUUUAAAACCAGAAUUAACCCAAAUGAUAUUCUUCCUGAAAUAUCUAAAUGUUUAAUCAAUCAGGAAUGUGAAGAAAUUAUACAGAUUUGUUCCAACAAGGGACCAAUGGCAGGUGCAGAGAAGAUGGUUGAGUGCCUUCUCAGGUCAGACAAGGAGAACUGGCCCAAAUCUCUGAAACUUGCUUUGGACAAAGAAGAGAGCAAUUUCACAGAACUGUGGAUUAUAGACAAAGGUGCAAAAGAGAAAACGAAAGACCUUGAGGAGGAGGAAGUAGAAACUUCCGAUGUGCAGAUUUUCUACAAGGAAGAACCCGAAUGCCAGAAUCUCAGUCAGAAUUCAGGCCCACCUUCAGAAGUGCCUCGUGCUCACAGCCCACUGAAGCCCAGAAAUUACCAACUGGAGCUCGCUGCUCCUGCUAUCAACGGGAAAAACACAAUAAUAUGUGCUCCCACCGGUUGUGGAAAAACCUUUGUUGCGCUUCUUAUAUGUGAACAUCAUCUUAAAAAAUUUCCGCAAGGACAAAAGGGGAAGGUUGUGUUUUUUGCUAAUCAACUCCCAGUGUAUGAACAGCAAAAAUCUGUGUUCUUACAAUAUUUUGAAAGACUUGGGUACAGAGUUUCAGGUGUAUCUGGAUUGACAUUUGAGAAUAUCUCAGUGGAACAGAUUAUUGAGGACAGUGACAUCAUCAUUUUAACUCCCCAGAUUCUUGUGAAUAGCCUUAAAAAUGGGACUAUCCCAUCACUCUCUGUCUUUACUUUGAUGAUAUUUGAUGAAUGCCACAACACCAAUAAACGCCAUCCUUACAAUAUGAUCAUGUUCAGUUAUCUAGAUCAGAAACUUGGAGGAUCUUCAGAACCACUGCCCCAGGUCAUUGGGCUGACUGCCUCAGUUGGCGUUGGGGAUGCCAAAAACGUAACCGAAGCCAUGGAGUACAUCUGCAAGCUGUGUGCUUCUCUGGACACAUCAGUGGUAGCAACAGUCAAGGACAACUUGGAGGAACUGGAGGAAGUUGUGUAUAAGCCCCAGAAGUUGUUCAGGAAAGUGGAAUCACGAACUACCCGCAGAUUUGAAUGUAUCAUCUCUCAGCUGAUGAAAGAGACAGAGGGUCUGGUAAAGAGUGUCUUUGAUGAACUCGGUACCAUAAGCCUUGAGAGCUUAUCUCACAUCCAAAACAGGCGUUUUGGAACACAGAAAUACGAACAGUGGAUCGUCGCCGUUCAGAAGAAGUGUGUGGUGCUGCAGCUGCCAGACAAAGACAGAGAGAGCAGGGUUUGCAAAGCGCUCUUUCUGUACACUUCCCACUUGCGGAAAUUUAACGAUGCUCUCAUUAUCAACGAGCAUGCUCGGACAAAAGAUGCUCUGGAUUACUUGAAAGACUUCUUCUGUAAUGUCCGCGCAUCAGGAUUUGAUGAGAUUGAGCAGGAUCUCACUCGAAGAUUUGAAGAAAAGCUGCAAGAACUAGAGAGCAUUUCCACGGAUCCCAGCAACGAGAACCCUAAACUCACGGACCUCUGCUACAUCUUGCAAGAGGAGUACCACUUAAACCCGGAGACCAGGACCAUUCUCUUUGUGAAAACCAGAGCCCUUGUGGACGCUUUAAAGAAAUGGAUUGAGGAACAUUCUACACUCAGCUUUCUAAAACCUGGCAUAUUGACUGGACGUGGCAAAACAAAUCAGAACAUAGGAAUGACCCUCCCAGCACAGAAGUGCGUACUGGACACAUUCAGAACCCACGGAGACAACAAGAUCCUGAUUGCCACCUCGGUGGCUGAUGAAGGCAUUGACAUCGCGCAGUGCAACCUGGUCAUCCUGUACGAGUAUGUGGGCAAUGUCAUCAAAAUGAUCCAGACCAGAGGCAGAGGAAGAGCAAGAGGUAGCAAGUGCUUCCUUCUGACUAGUAAUGCUGAUGUAAUUGAAAAAGAAAAAAUGAACAUGUGCAAAGAAAGAAUGAUGAAUAACUCCAUUUUAAGCCUUCAGACAUGGGAUGAAGCAGUAUUUAAAAAAAAGAUUCUCCAGAUACAGAUUCAGGAGAAGUUCAUCAGGGAUAAUCAAGGAAAAGCAGAGCCUGUACUCGAUAAGGAAAACAAAAAGCUGCUCUGCAGGAAGUGCAAAGUCUUCGCGUGUUGUACGGCGGAUGUGAGAGUGAUAGAGGAAUGCCAUUACACCGUGGUUGGAGAUGCUUUCAGGGAGUGCUUUGUGACUAGAUCACACCCCAAACCAAAGAAUGUGGGGAUUUUUGAGAAGAAAGCAAAGAUAUUGUGCGGUAGACAGGACUGCAGCCACGACUGGGGGAUCUAUGUGAGGUACAAGACAUUUGACAUCCCACUUAUAAAAAUCGAAAGUUUUGUGGUGGAGGAUAUUGCAACUGGAGCUCAGACACUGUAUGCAAAGUGGAGGGACUUUCAUUUUGAGAAGCUACCGUUUGAUGCUGCAGAAAUGUCCAAGCGACCUCAGGACUCAUCUUCAGCUGCAGAGAAUGGGUGAUCUUGAGUGAAGAAGAAAUUACCCGCAGUGGAUAAAUCACGACACCCUUGUACCACUGUGAAGAUGCUAAGGCUGAUACUGCACUGAAUGUUGAUCACUUAAUUCACCUUUUGUUCAGUGCUUUCAACAGUUUGUACUAUAUCAUAUACAUAAAGCAUGAGUGAGUCAGAACCCUGAGGGCUUCAUAGGCCAAUAGGGCUCUAAGUACUUGGGAAAAAUUGUAAAGCCUCAACUUCUUUCCAUUCUUCCCUUUAGAACCAACCACUGGUUUAUACCCAGUAGCCACUCAGUACACAUGAGGAUGAAUGAAUGAAUGAAUGAAUGAAUGAAAGAAAGAAAGAAAGAAAGAAAGAAAGAAAGAAAGAAAGAAAGAAAAAAAAAGAAAAAUAUUGAAAGGUUUUUCAAUGCCCUGGCUGAGUAAUUCAGUUAGUUAGAGUAUCAACUGCAUAUGCCAAGGUUGUGGAUUCAAUCCCUAGUCAGGGCACACACAAGAAUCAACCAAUGAGUGCAUAAGUAAGUGGAACAACAAAAUCGAUGUUUCUCUCUUUCUCCCUUCUUCCUCUGUCUCUUCCCAAAAAUCAAUUAAAAAAAUGGUGUUUAUGACUCUCCCAUUUAAUAAACUAACAAAAUGUUAUUUUUUAAAAAAAAGACUUUUCAUAUCUUUUCUUUCCUUAACCUACUGUAAACCAGCUUCUGUCUUUAACAAUCUACUGAAAUUGUUCUUGUCAAGGUCACCAAUGACUUGGUGCCCAAAUCCACUGGGCGCCUUAGUUCUCUCUGAGCUCUUCGCUGCUUUGGGCCCUACUGGGUACUCCUUUCUCGGAACUCUUUUUUUGGCUUCUGUGUCUUCUAGCUCGAUUUCAGUCUGUUCUGUUGGUUCCGUGUUGCUAACCCCUUAAAUGUUGGUAAUUCCAGGGGUUCAACAUAUAUACAUAUAUAUCAAUGUCAUGGUGACAUGUGCUCAUGUUUCUAUUUAGCAACGUGUGUGGCACGUAAUCUUAAAGUUCUGUAGAGGACUUUUAGAAAUGGAGCAUGUAAAUGAUCCAUACUUCCUGAGAAGCUGAUUUCUGUUCUCUUAGAUUAUUGUGCAUUUUUCCCUGUCAUUUUCAUACCCUGUGCCAUUAUCCCCAUUGAAUGGUCUAACCAAGCCAUUUCCCAAUAAUGGCUAGUGGUCAAUACUUGGACUCUGUUCUCAGCUCCCUUGGAUGAUACUGACGAGGUUGUUUAAUUUGGCUGUCCUUCCUGUUUAAAAAAUCAGAGUGCAUAUCCAAAUGACGCUCCUGUGUCAUUUAACUAGGAUUACGGGAGCUCCAGAGCUUAGUUUGGGUUUUCCAGACUUGGAGACAGCUGCCGGAGAUUUGCUGUUUCUCUCCAGGCCACGGUGUCUUGUGUUGAAUUCAAGGGGGGCUCCACAGUAAUUUAAACAUCUUUCUAAAACAGACUCAGAUUAGUUGUUUGUAAUUCAUGUUGGUGGUUCAACAGUCACUUCAUUAACAGAACGAGAGGCAUCUUUGUCACUCUCAUCACCUAGGACAUUCCAAGGGGGAUGGGGAUGAAGACCAGAUAUACAUUAUUUACAAAUCACGAUCUCACAAGUAUCUGUUUUUACACUGAAUGGCUUUUUUUUUUGCUGUUGUUUAAAAACUUCAAUAGAAUAUAUAAAACAUGUACUGGAAAUCUAUUUCAGAAAAGUUCUUUCAAGGUUCUAAAUGAUCCAGUUUAGAUGAGGGUGAAUAGUCUCUCUUCAGACUAAACCCAAUGCAAGAAAAACUCCCCUUGUUUGAUUUUAGCCUGGAGUCAGGCCAUUGCCAGGCAUGGAGCCUGGUAACGAGAACGCACUACUGGGCGCUCACUCACUGAAGGAAAGAAACCAGUAAGUAGGAUUCUAAGAAUGAAAACUUUUGACUGACACCCCGAUGCUGGCCACUGGAUUUCCGGGUCAGAGCCAGAUUCCAGAACCCACGCAGGAGCCUUUCUCACGGGCCCUCGCUCGGCCCCCAUUGGAACACCUGGCAGGCUGUCCAGCCACGUGUGUUUUGUGAAGUUCCUCAGGUGUGUGAGUGAAAGUCCGUGGGACUCUUCUGAGGAAUUAAAGGGAGCUUUAUUCUGAUACAAUAUGCAAAUCAGAACUGAGGGUGGAAAGGGGCCUGCCGCGCCCGGCAACCUCAGGCGAGGCCUGAGUAAGGGACGGCCUCACAAACUCGGGUGCCUGACGUAACCACAUAGGAUGGUCUGAAGUUACAACUUUCUAACUAAAAGCAGGUCAUGGGCAGCUGUGUCCUUAGCGUAGAGUCUUUGCUGACAAAAGUCAAUCUUUACCCUAACCGAGCCUGCCUAUUGCCUCUUUGCAUCUAUGAUAACACAGAUUUCUUCUUUCUGGACCCCCCAAAGCGCAGGCACCACAAGCACCAGGGGGAGACCACAAAUCUCCGCAUUGUUAUUGUCAUUGUGUUCACUGUUAACUAUCCUGUACCCACCUAAGGAAAAGACGUGUCUAUUAUUUUACUUUGUAUCCACUCCCAGAGGCUCCUCCUGCUUCGCUUUCUCCCACCUCCCUAACCAGUGGGUUUCCUGUGGCCCACUUUUGUCUUCUCUUGAAUCUAAUGUAUAAAAUAAGGGGCAAAACUGCCAUUUUUCCAGAGUAUUGUCUUACUCUGUUGAGGUUUUGCUUCCCAGCAAUUGCGAUCAGUUUGGCUCAAAUAAACUCAUAAAAAGUUCUUACAGGUUUGG